This is a messenger RNA of Phaethon lepturus (White-tailed tropicbird), 658 nucleotides long. RefSeq names its product C-type lectin domain family 4 member A-like. The transcript is spliced from 6 exons. The annotation marks the transcript as partial. NCBI's taxonomy places the organism in Eukaryota, Metazoa, Chordata, Aves, Phaethontiformes, Phaethontidae. The record is from RefSeq and is a predicted model, not a curated record.
AUGGCAUCAGAAAUCACCUACGCUGAGGUGAAGUUCAAGAAUGCAUCACCAGCUGCACUGGUUGAAGUACCUCCUGAGAUGAAGAAGCAUGAGCACGAUUCCCAGAAAUACCCCCCAUGGCUCCCAUGGCUGAUCUCACUGCUGUUCUUCUUGGUGUGCAUUGCCCUUGUUACUGCUCUCCUUGGUGAGUAUGUGCAGGUUGUCGCUCCCUGCUCCCGUGGCGGUGACCGGCCCACAGCCCUGCAGCAGAGAUUCGCGGAGUGGCAGUGUGUGGUGCCGCAAGGCAAAGAGCGAGGCUGGGCGUGCUGCCCGACGGGCUGGAAACGCUUUCAAAAAAGCUGCUAUUAUCUGUCGGAUGAUAUGAUGGGCUGGGCUGAGAGUGAGCAGAACUGCAGUGGGAUGGGCUCCCGCCUGGUGGUGGUCAACAGCGAAGCAGAGCAGGCUUUCCUCUCGAAGGAGCUACAGCUGUCUUCAAGAGGAGAGAAUUACUACAUCGGUCUGAGGGCACAGGUGGUGGGCCAGUGGCACUGGGUGGACCAGACUCCGUAUAAUGUGACGGCGGCGUUCUGGCGGAAAUACGAACCAAGUAAUAAGGAUGAUCAGAAGUGUGUUGUAAUCCAUCGGAUUUCAGGACUAUACAGCUGGAAUGAUGUCAAAU